Molecule: messenger RNA, 391 nt
Organism: Procambarus clarkii (red swamp crayfish)
Lineage: Eukaryota; Metazoa; Arthropoda; Malacostraca; Decapoda; Cambaridae
Source: RefSeq, a predicted model, not a curated record
AUGACUAAGCUACAGACUAAGCAGUAUAGUGUUUCAUUGAAUGACUGCCUUCUAACUGGACCUAUCCUGACACAUAGCCUGUACGACGUGCUGUUAAAGUUCCGCAUCAGGACUUAUGCAUACAUGACCAACAUCAGUAAGGCCUUCCUUAGGGUAGGUCUCCAAGAAGAAGACCGUAACUCUCAAAAGUUCCUAUGGAUCAAGGAUGCUAAUGAUCCAAACAGUGAAUUAAUUACCUACAGGUUCGCAUCAGUUUUGUUUGGUGCUACUUCUCCAUUUCUGCUUCAAGCUACCUUGGGCACACACCUGAAGAAAUCUAAUAGCUUAAAUAAAACAGAAACUAGCAACAACCUGUAUGUGGACAAUUUCCAAGGAACAACCAGCAGUGAAA